UGGAAGAGUGGGCCCAAGUCAGGGACAAGUGAGGCACACUGAUUAAGUACAUUUCACCUCCAAUUGGGCACUGUGAGGAGGACAGACAUUCACUCUGAGUGAAUCAAUCUGGAGUUGGAGGCAGUGAAUACUGCUAGGUUUCUGUAGGCCCUUCAAUACAAUAAAGGAUCCUCUGCAGAAAACAGGAGCUGAAGUUGAUGAAACAAAAACAAAAAGAUCUGAGCUGAGCAGAUGAGGUGUCCUGUUGUGGAGCAGCACCAGAGACAGAUCAGUCUCUCGGGUAUAAUACCGUGGUAACCGCUGCUCGUUUACAGAUAGGAGCAGAUUGCAUCCAGGCACGGGCUCUACACAGGGACAUCAGUUUGCAUGAAGAGCACGUUAGAUUCAUAUUUUCUGAAGGAGCUAGAUGACGAACAGAAAGACAUGUUUGAAUUUAAUAAAUACUGGAAGUUCUCUGGAAUCCAAAGGAUAUUUUACAACAAUCUGGUCAAAGAACUGGGAGGGUUUGGGACAGAGCCUGGCAAGUUCAUCUGGCCAACCAGUGUGACCAUGACUCUGGAUGGAGAUCUGGUUGUGAAAGACAGUGGAAACCAAAAGAUACAGCUCUUCAGCCCUGAGGGUUGCUAUAAGCGUGAGUUUUCCUAUGGAUCUGAACCAAGAAAAGAUCUGGGAGAUGUGGCAUGCACACAGGAUGGCUUGUUGCUUGUCACUGAUGGAUCCAAACCCAUCAAGGUCUUCUCUAAAGAUGGUGAGAUGAUCCACCAGCUGAAGUCUCCCAAAAUGGACUGGAAUCAUUCCUACAGGAUGGCAGUCCUGAAGUCCAAUGAUAUUGCAGUGACAGACUGGACAGAUGGGGGAAAAGUUCACAUCAUUGAGGUGGACUGGAGAAUGAAUGCCAUCCUGAAGAUGAACGUGAUAGGCGGCUUUCAUAGACCAGAGCACAUUGCAGUCAAUAAGAGUGAAGAGAUACUGGUUACUGAAGGGCAGCUCUAUGGAAAAUACCGAGGCUGCUGCCUCAAGAUUAUGGACAGUGAAAGAAUUCUGAAGAAAACAAUUGGACCAGACUAUGACAACAAAUUCAUCUUUGUGAAUCCCUCUGGAGUCUGUGUAGAUUCAAAUGAGAACUUGCUUGUUGCAGAUGAAGGACAAAACUGCAUAGUAAUGUUUAAUCCCGAUGCAUCCCUGAUUGCUUUAGUAGUAACUCAAGAUCUAGAGGGCCCUCGUGGCCUUUCAGUGACCAAGGAUGGGCUCUUGGCAGUAGCUGACUGCUACCAUCACAGUGUGAAGUUCUACAGAUACAGAUGAGAGUAGGUGAAUGCCUUAGCUCAGCAAUUGAACUUACAAAUACCUUUCUAGAUGGUGAAUAAAAUAGAAAUGUAAAAAUCUAGGUUAACAUGGGACAGAAUUGUGAUCAUUGGGCUGCUUCUACCAAGCAGAAGAAAAACAUUCUAGCCUUAUGCAGGCAAGCACUAUAGGUCAAGACUUGGAGCCAAGGACUCCUGCAUUAUAAUCUCUGUUCUGCUACUGCUUUACUGUAUGGUCUUGGGCAAAUCACAACCUUGUAUCCUGUCACAGUUCCUGCACCUGGUAAAUAGGAUUCAUGCUACUUACAUACCUACCUGAUCAGAGUGGUACAGAGGAAUGAAUGUUUGGAUGCUGCAUUGAAGAUAUCAAAUGCUAUGUAAGCGCUAACUGAUAUUAUUAUUAGGUAAUCCCAAAUUCAGAGGUAGUUUAGAGUGUGUGCCAGGGUUUUUCUGAUUAUAAGUAAGGGGAAAACUGUAGGAUUUUAGAUCGGCUGUGCAGUCAUUGUUGGUAAAUACUGACAUUUGAAAGUGAUCCGUUCUGUUCAUUUGCCUAAUGCUAUUAGGAGAUGAGUUUGUGAUUUGUAAGCUCUCCAGAUGUGCUGGGAUGCUAUACUCUCCUGAAGUUAGGGUUGUCCUACAUGUGACCGCUGAAUUGAGACUAUGAGAGGAUUUGUAUUCAGGGCUCUUUCUUAUAUUUUUGCUGUAAUGGAGAUGCACCGGGAAUCAUUCACAUAUCUCUUCUCACUGCUGUUUUCCCACCAACUCCGAAUGUGUUGUAAUAAUCUCUGUAACCUGCCUUCCUGCCAUCUGGUUUGGUCAAGAGUCUUCUACCCAAGCCUCCCACUGGAUUCUAGUUGCUUCCUAAUAUAAAGUAUUUUGAUUCUUCUUCUUUAUUAAAUAAGAGGGGGAAAUGUUAAAUAUUGGGAAGGGGGUUUCUCUUCAUAGACACAGAAGAUCAUGAGCAGUACUACAGGAACUUCUCUUCCUCACUUCAGAAUUGAAAAGAAACAAUGAUGGGUCCUCACUUCAGGAACACUAACAAAGGUGGAUAACACCAAUAUGUUAAAAAAAACCCUGUGAAUUAGUCAGAUAUGAUUUAUCAGUAAGUAUCUGCAAGUGGGUAGAAAAGGGUAAGGAGGUGUACACUGCCAUAGGUUACAUGCCAAGGGGCCAGAAGGGAGGAGCAGAGCAGGACGAUGUAAGAAGGUUCAAGUCAUAGUUUGGAAAAACACGGUUUCUUACGUUACAGUAACUGUGAUUCUUCGAGAUGUGCUACCCAUGUGGAUCCCAGUCAUGGUGUGUGUGCACCUCACCUGGCAUCCACAUGCACAGGGACUCCAAGAAAAAUGUGGCGACUUUAACUUUCAGUCUCCUCUUAGGCCUUGUCUUCCGUAGGAGAAAAGGUCUGUUUUCAACAUGUGUGAGCUAGCACAUAUUAAGUGAGAAAUCUGCCUCCGUGCACAGGGCUGACCAAAGACCAAUGCACCACUUGAGCUGUCACUCACACACUCCCUUAGGGUAUGUCUGUGUCUCAAGCAGAGGAGACAUACCCCCACUAGCGCUGAUCAAGUUAGCAUGCUAAAAAUAGAGUGCCAGGCAAGCAGCAAAGGGGCUACGUCACCCCGAGUACA
Chrysemys picta bellii (western painted turtle) is the source of this 2935-nucleotide messenger RNA. RefSeq names its product tripartite motif-containing protein 2-like. Gene Ontology annotation, biological process: negative regulation of translation; proteasome-mediated ubiquitin-dependent protein catabolic process; protein polyubiquitination. Lineage: Eukaryota; Metazoa; Chordata; Testudines; Emydidae. The record is from RefSeq and is a predicted model, not a curated record. Gene Ontology annotation, molecular function: translation repressor activity; protein binding; ubiquitin protein ligase activity.